UCCAGCAGACGCAACAGGUGCAUCGAGCAGCCAUGCAGGUCCUUAUGGUAUUCACCUUGGCGUCGCUGGCGGCGAUGGCCGCGGGCGAAGCGCCCUCCACCAGCUACGGCGCGCCAUCCCGCCAGCUGCCAGGCCAGCCCCAGCGGCUCCAGGCGCAACAGAAGCAGCAGCAGCCACAAGCCUUCGCGCAGUCGCAGGCGCAGCCGGCAUUCGCGGCCCCACAGCCAGUCUCUGGACUUUCCGCAGCCAGCUUCCGCCCACAGUUCUUCAUUCCCGCACAGGACUUCUCCCGCCUCACUGACUCCUACCACCUGCCUACGUUUACCACCUCCGCCCCCACCACCACUGAGGCUGCCACCACCACUACUGAGGCUCCUUACAACUACGGCAAGGCGGAGCUGCGUGAGGCGGAGGAGAGCGGCGUGUACUACGUGCUGCAGCCAGACGGCCGCCUGCAGCGCAUCGCCUACGCCCACGGACCCGCCCCCGCAGCUGCCGCCCCCAAGCAGCAGCUGCGCGCUGCCUCCAGUGAGCUGUCUGCUCUGCAGCAGCCAGCGCUCACCCCCGGCUACCUGGCGCGCUUCCAGUACCAGGACCUGCAUCCUGCCGGCGCUCCCAUCUACUCCUACAAACAACCUGAGCUCGUGCGCAUCAACUAGGCUUCUCGCAUGUACCAUAGUUCCACAACAAGACAUGGUUUUCAAUAUGAUGACCAUGUCAGAAAAAUCGCUUUAUUACAAUACUUCUUUUCAUAUGUUAGUUCGUUGUUGACUACUGUUGUAAGAUCUGCAAUUUGUAUUAAAUGUUUUUUUUACCAACUGCAAACUUUUUGUUUAAUAAACUGUGUUAUCAGUACUUUACCUUCCACGGCAUAUGGUCCUGUAAUGGUAACUACAGUUGUUACAUGCUGCAAAUGUAACAUACUACCUGUCAAAUACAGCACCGUGCAGUGUCUCCAACUGAGUAGACUAAUGAUUAGUUACCUGACAAUGUAGAACAAAUUCAUAUAUCUCUUUGAUGGGAACAUGCAAAAAUAUAUUUUUCUAUGUGAUAACUA
Schistocerca gregaria is the source of this 1057-nucleotide messenger RNA. RefSeq lists its product as uncharacterized. The record is from RefSeq and is a predicted model, not a curated record. Bases 33 to 659 code for a protein of 208 amino acids. The transcript is spliced from 4 exons. NCBI's taxonomy places the organism in Eukaryota, Metazoa, Arthropoda, Insecta, Orthoptera, Acrididae.